Molecule: messenger RNA, 3485 nt
Organism: Dimorphilus gyrociliatus
Lineage: Eukaryota; Metazoa; Annelida; Polychaeta; Dinophilidae
Source: the annotation of a GenBank genome assembly
GAAAUUAUCGUAAAUUAGUUUCUUGAUUGACUGCCCGUGUUGUUUAGAAAAAAAAUAUCAUUCUAUUUAAAGAUUUCUUAGCACGAAGUUAGAUUGGAAAUAUUUUUCUGGAUUCUUAAUAAUUUCUUACUUACAGACUUCGUAAAUAAAUGAAGAAUUUUAUAAAUCUUAAAUAAUUUCUUAUUGUUAUUCUAGGAAAUCAUUAUGGUUCUGAAGCUAUUUUCUGUGUCGGGUACAAUUAAGAAAAGACUGCUCUGUAUAGUGCUCCUUGUUGCCUUGGUCGUUGUACUAUUUUCAUUAUUGUUAGACAAUUCGCAGAAUAAGAAAAAAGACAGAAAAUUGAUUGAAAAUUUUAAACCACUCGAUACAAAUUCUCCGGCACCUUUCGAUCCGGAAAUCAUUCCGAACUUUGUCGGCAAUAAAAAUAAUAAAGAUGCAGAAAAAUCAACACUUCACGUUGAAAGUGAAAAACACAAUGUAGAACCCGAAAGAAACAUUCCUCCACGGUUCUUAAAGAAGCCUACAACAGAAAAAAGUAAGUCAUCUCGUGUACCGGUCAACGUGGCUGAAACGAUCGAAUUUAAAGGGCCAUCUAAUAAAGAACAACAAGAAAUUGUCAAUGCAUUCUUACAUGCCUGGAGAGCAUAUGAAAAAUAUGCCUGGGGAAAAGAUGAAUUACAUCCAUUGUCUAAAUCAGGAGGAACUUGGUUCAAUUGUGGUCUUACCAUACUGGAUAGUUUAGAUACAAUGUGGAUAAUGAAUUUAAAGGAUGAAUUUGCAAAGGGACGCAAAUGGGUAGCUGAAAGUCUCAGGUUUAAUCAUCCCCAUGUACAAUUAUUCGAGAUUGUGAUCAGGGCCCUUGGUGGAUUGUUGAGUGCAUAUCAUUUUUCAGGAGAUGCAAUUUUCGCUGAAAAAGCGAGAGAUUUAGGCAAUAAGCUAAUGCCAUGCGUCAAAGCUGGCCUUAUUCCAUGCCGUUUUGCAGAUCUGAGUAAUCCUAAAUCAAAUAGAAUUGGUGACCAUUCAACUGCAGAGGUUGGAACAAUUCAAUUAGAAUUUAGAGAUUUGGCAAGAGUUUUUGAAGAUAAAUCUUAUGAGGAUCCAGUAAACAAUAUUAUGAGGAGAUUAGGAUCAGCAGACAAGUUUGACGGUCUUGCUUCUGCUAAUGUAAACUCUCAGGGAGAAUAUCAAAGAUCUGCUACUGUAGGCGCUGGGGCCAGCAUUGAUAGCUAUUACGAAUACUUGGUGAAAAUGUGGCUACAAGGUGGAAAGACCGAAAAUGAUUUGAAAAAGGACUACAUAACAUUCGUGGGUGGUAUGAAAAGACAUUUAUUGAAAUAUACAAAGCCUGGUAAUUUAGCAUUCGUUGGGAGUCUCAACGGAUUCCAUGGCUCUUUUAGAAGCGAAAUGGAACAUUUAGCAUGUUUUCUACCUGGAACAAUGGCACUAGGUGUAAUGAAAGCAAAUAUGCCAAAAGACCAUUUGGAUAUAGCUGCCCAAUUGACAGAGACUUGCUACCAAAUGUACGUGAAGCAACCAACUGGAUUAAGUCCUGAAGUUGUAUAUAUGAAUACUGACCCUGGCAGUUCCAGGGAUUUCGGUCAAUCUGUAAGUGCAUUAUAAUUCAUAUUAUGAUAAUUUCUGUUUAUUUCAAAUUUGUGUAAUAUCAAAACUUGUUAGGGCUAUAAGAUAUAUUUAUGACCCAUUUUGCGGUUUCGGAUUCGGUACUAGGGAAUAUAAAUAAUUUAUAAGAUGUUAUUUUAAGAAAGAUAAUCAUCUGAAUAUAUUCCUAAGUGGAAUAGGCUGGAUGAGGGAAAGGUGGGGAGGGGGAGUAAGUUCUGUCACAUAGCUUUGCGUGUUUCGGCGAAUGGCAAAUAUCUAAAAAAAUAUGUAAAUUUUACAUCAUUAAUGUCAACAGAAUCUAGUCCAAGUUAAACAAGUGAUGUAUAUAACGAUAAAAGUGCAGAUAUUUAUAGAUGAAUAUAUAAUGCAUCGUACAUUGUAUCCAUUUUUACUGCUUUUUUUCUAUUAUAGUAAUUGAAAGAUUUUAUUAUCGAAAAUAUCUUUAUUUAAAUGAAAGUAUUAUUUGAUUUAAUCUCUGUAGAAAACUGUAUAAUUAGAUAAUUAACUCGGGAUAUUAGUCUUCGUUCGUGAGCGGAAAUUUUCCGCUUCGGUGAUAAAGUGACUUUGCUUAGAAACGGACUCUGGAAGAAUCUCUUUAUCCUUCUUUUAAUGACAUUUUUAUAGAUUCAUAAACUGAAUGACAUUCUGUCAAAGAACAAUUUUUUUCUCACUUUAGAUAAUUCAUUAUCUUUACUGGAAAAAUGUAAAUGCUUACAAAAGAAAAAGCAAGUCACUUAUUAAUUUAAAAAAUUAAGACCUAAUUACCGUUAUUCCAUUCAUCGUAUAUUAAAUUUCUAUUUUUAGAUAUGUUGGCGUCUAUAAAUUUGCAUUUGUUUCUCACAGGCUGGACCCGCUUAUAACAUUCAGAGACCAGAAGCUAUUGAGUCAAUAUAUUAUAUGUAUAAAGCUACAAAAGAUAAAAAAUAUCGCGAUAUGGGCUGGAAGAUCUUUAAAGCAUUUGAAAAGUAUACUAAACUCUCUGAAGGCUAUGAUUCGAUAGACAACGUUUAUGACUCAACAAACCCUGGUCAUAGGAAUAAAAUGGAAACGUUCUACUUAGCAGAAACACUUAAGUAUUUGUAUCUACUUUUCGAUGAUAACGAUGAACUGCCUCUAGACAAAUGGGUUUUCAAUACCGAAGCACAUCCACUACCGGUAUAUAAACCUGAUUUUUGGGAUUCUAUAGGCAAAUGAGAAUAAGGUAUUGUUGAUUUAUAUACUCUGCAGCAUUCAUCUUUUAUGCAGUAUCGUUUUUAAAAUAACAAAUAGACAACACACUAUUUCAAAUGUUAACAUGUUUUAAUAAUUAUUGUGCCAUGACCAUAUCAAUGGAAAUGCUAUAAAAAAUGAUAUUAUAUCGUGAAUUCCGUACCUUUUACGUCAUUUUUCUGCUGUAUAAUAUUUAUACAGAUGGCAUCAGUUGUUUAGACAUUCUGUUUGACACAAACCACUUUAAUUGUUAAAGAAGACUAUUGUAGUGUUGAACAUUGAAUAUUUUGUGAAUAAUAUUUCUGUUUUUCGUUCUUAGGCAUAAUGCACAAAAUUAUCAAGUAUUUGCUUUCUUGUUUAUACUCUAUAUAAUGUAUUGUGACCUUUGAUAUUAUUACUGCUUUAUGAUAGACAAUCCCUAAAAAUAGAAAGAAAGGCUAUAAAGGAAGUUAGCUUUAUUUAUGCAAUAUACGACAAACACAAUGUAGACAUGUACAGUAUUUUGUUAAGAAUACAUUGUCUGGUAAGAUUUGUCCAAUAAAUGCAAAAUAAAUUGUAAACUCUGUAGUUUAUAUUUGCUACACUGCUUUUUAAGUUAUUUUACAGAAAGAAAUCGCAUAUGUUACCAAAAUACCGAGUAAUAGGUUACUUAUUCA